GCACAGCGCUCCACGUUGGUGAAGUGCGCACUGGAAUACACGUGGUUUGUGUGAGACUCGCCGCUCGAGUUCAUCAUCAUCCAGCUUAGUUGUGCUUAACUCAGUAUGUCAGUGUUUCAUGACGAGGUGGAGAUUGAAGACUUUGAAUACGAUGAAGAAACAGAGACAUAUUACUACCCCUGUCCAUGUGGUGAUAGAUUUGUUAUUUCUAAAGAAGACCUAGAAAAUGGUGAAGAAGUUGCCACAUGUCCUAGCUGUUCCUUGAUAGUACGAGUUAUCUAUGAUAAGGAAGAGUUUAUGUCUGGAGAAAUAAUAGAAUCACCUUCUGCAAACAAAGUAGAACUGGUACAGAGCUGAUUACAGCAUAGUCCUCUGCUCUCCUCGCUGAUGAAGGGAGACUGGUUGGAACUGGGAGGACUAUCGCACUGCAGGCCAAUGGAAUUGCUUGGAUGUGACUGGCUGCAUUGUGGUAUUAAAUGCUGAUUCAGAUUUUAUCAGCGUUGUAGAGAAAUGACUCUGGACUCGAGACAGAAGUUUUGACCAUAUCUGACCAUCCACGACAGAAUGAACAUAACAUGGAGAAGAUGCCUCAUGGGUUCAGCUGUGCAAUCCAGUUAAAAAUUAUUAUGUUUAACAAUUUUUGUAUUGUCUCAGAAAAUGCUACCAAUUACAAAUACAUGAAAUCCCGGUCAUGUGUUCUGCAUAUCCCUGUAUGCCGGUUUCACAGUGUGCAAUACUGUUGAUCAGACAGACCUUUUAGAGGGAUGGUAAAAGGGGUUCAGUUGGUGGGUGCAUCUGUAUCCCAAGAUGUGGCGCAAAUUACUGGUACUGAUUUUUCAAAAGUGAAUUGGGCACUUUGCAGAACAGACUUCCACCUCCAGAAUUAUUGAAGGAAGUCACUGAGACAUGGUCAUGUACCCCCACGGAACGAUUUAAACACCAUGCAGACUUAUUGGGCCAUAUUUUCAAAGUGCUUCUUUAAUUAACUCCUAUUUUUUGAAAGCAGAAUAAAACACGUUAACAAGGAUGGAAGUAAAGCCCCUUUCACACUGGCAUGCUCUACCCAGGUUGGACCUUACCCGGGUCACGUCCCUCUGUCAUGUGGGUCGGUUAAGCAUUUUCACACUGCUUUUUGAAGAAACAGAGUCAACCUAGGGUGACAGAAGCAAGUACACAAUGCCCCGGAAGCAGCAACGUUCACAUGACCACACUGGCAUUCUGUGAAAAUCAGCUUAAGCCAACCUUCGCAAAUUGUUUGGAAGACGUGCUUGUUACAGACGCUUUCAUCCAAGCUUCUCUGGAUUGAAUUGUCGGCCCAAAGAGUAAAUGUUUCUUAUUCACUCCACGCCAUCCCUGCAGCAAUCUGGCUCAUGGUGUGUCUCAAUCAGCAUACUGUGAAUAAACAGAAAUGGCUCUCAAAGUCCUUGCGGACGUGAAACCUUCACGCAGGCGUCGCUGUUUGUUACUUCCACCGAUUACAUGUGGUCGUCAUGCAUUUUGUCACACUUGACCCGGGUAAAAGCAUGUAGAACUACAUUCUGAGGUGGGUUGCUGCCGACCCAGGUUAAGCCAGGGUCAACCCGGGUACGUGGCUUCAUUGCAUAGCAGUUUGAUCCAUUCCUGGUUUUACUACACACCUGAUCUUGUUACCUAUAGACUGGGGCUAAUCAAGCACAUAUCAAAACCUGGAAUGUGUGAAACUGCUAUGCAAUAGGUGUCUUAUUUCCAUCCCUGUGUUAAUGUUACAAAAUGAAAAAGAAAACACCUUCAGGGUGCUAAAGAGAACUUGAAAUAUAUAACUUAGUUGUUUGGUUCUAGUUCUGUCAAUAUAGUUAAAGACUGGAGUAAAUCAUUAAAAAAUGUGGCCCAUCAUAUAUUAGCAUUUAGAUUUUUGUUGUAAAAGGUUUUACCCUGUAAUGAAUGCUGUCCUCCCUGCCCAGGGGUCCUUGUACACCCUUUUGACGUGUGUCUGUUGUUUGUCCAUCCCCUGUAGGCUACAGACUGUUCCCGCCCAUGUGAAAGCAGCAAUAUCAUGAUGCUAAUCAUGUCAUAAGACAAACAUGAGAAGGAAUUGUGAAAUACUUUCUAUAUUAACUAGAAAAGUGAAUUACUGCAUCAUUUAAAAAGGUUAUUAACUCCUAAAAACAGAAUGUGGAGUUUGUGUUUGAUAUACACCAGAAUAGAUUGCUAAAAAAAAAAAAAACCCUGUGACUCAGAUGAAGUCAAUACCCUUCCUCAGUUAAUAAAUUCCUGGAAAUCUGUUCUUCAUUGAAUUAGGGAAUUUAAUGUAUAACGUGUUAGGCGUCAGACAGAUUUAAUUUAUUUUAAGCAAAAAAGAAUGUUUUAAUCAUUAGACUAACCACCAUAUUAAAUCUAGAAUUCUAUUGCCGUUACGAUAUAUCGACAGAAGUAGUUAGUUGUUGGUAGAUCUGCAGUUUGCACAUUGUUCAUGUCAAACAAUCCCUGGGUUACCGUCACUUAUUUUGAUGGUUUAGUAAGAAUAGCAAAGGGAAUAGGUCUAUAACAAGGGGACUGCAAACAAGUGACAUACAAAAAUGAAAUAUUUUGCAAUGUUUUGCCAUUAAUGGUCAAAUUUCUCCAAACUUUUACCAUACACUCCUAGCUACCUAGAUAUGUUUUGGCUGUAAUCUGAUAAACUGGAGAUUUGAUACUAAUUUUAUGCGAUUAUGAGGACCCUCUCUAAAUUGGUGCUUAUUAUCUUGUAUCGAUUUUUUUAAUGCCAACUUUGAAGAACUUAAGCCUUCACUUGUUUAGCAUUAUGAAAUGUGAUCAAUAUUAAAGUGCUGGGAUAAAGAUUGAAUAGGCAAAAAUAUUCAAAGAUUUGCACACAUACUCCUUGUUUCUGUUCAUAUAACAGAAUUUUUUAAUCGCUGUAAAUGACGUCUAAAAUAAGUAUUAACAUUCAUCUUCAGAACAACGUUUCUCACUUCAUUAAUAGGAAAUUUGAUGGAAUACCAGCUUUUUUUAUUUUGUAUUUAUUGUGAUAUGGUACAGAUUAUACUUUUUCCAGCAAAUUCAAAAUUAAAGAAUUUUCAAACAU
Molecule: messenger RNA, 3061 nt
Organism: Acipenser ruthenus (sterlet)
Lineage: Eukaryota; Metazoa; Chordata; Actinopteri; Acipenseriformes; Acipenseridae
Product: diphthamide biosynthesis protein 3-like
Exons: 3
Coding region: 106-357 (83 amino acids)
Biological process (GO): protein histidyl modification to diphthamide
Molecular function (GO): metal ion binding
Source: RefSeq, a predicted model, not a curated record